Diversispora eburnea is the source of this 783-nucleotide messenger RNA. NCBI's taxonomy places the organism in Eukaryota, Fungi, Glomeromycota, Glomeromycetes, Diversisporales, Diversisporaceae. The record is from the annotation of a GenBank genome assembly.
AUGUCCAUUUCACCUAAAUCGAUAAUUGUAACGGGGGCUUCUCGUGGACUAGGUCGUGCUACAACGUUACAACUUCUAAAAUAUUUCAAUAGCAAUGUAAUUGCGGUAGCUCGUUCGGGUAAAGACCUGAAGGACCUAAAACUUUAUGUCGAGAAAGAUUUAGGUUUAAAAGGAAAACUGGAAAUCAUAGAAGGUGACAUUACAGAAGAUAAAGUAGUCAAUCAGGUCGUGCAAAAAUCUUUGGAUACUUGGGGAAGUUUAGACGGAAUUAUUGCUAAUGCUGGAGUUUUAGGACCAGGUAAAAUUGCUGAUACAAACGUGGACUGGAAAAGGGGAUUUGAUGUGAAUUUUUUCUCGGUGAUUACACUUUUCCAAAAAGCAAUUCCACAUCUUCGUAAUUCCAAAGGUCGAAUAAUUACAGUGUCAUCAGGUGGAGCUUUUCAUACUUAUGAUGGUUGGGGAUUGUAUUGUACAUCAAAAGCUGGAUUGUUAAUGCUAACAAAUUGUAUCGCUAGCGAAGAACCUGAUAUAAUCGCAUUAUCAAUUCUUCCCGGGGUAAUUGAUACUAAGAUGCAACAGGACGUUAGAGAAAAAGGAUCUCAAUUCAUGAGACCAGAUGAACAUAAAAAAUUUGUUGAAUUAUACGAGAAAAAGAAAUUGGUUAACCCCGAAUUACCAGGUUACGUUAUGGCCGCAUUGGUCAGUGGUGGAGCCACCAAAGAAAUGAGUGGCAAAUUUUACGAUUACAAUGAUGAAAAAUUAGCAGAUUUUCAGAAGAAAUAG